UUUUUACCCAAAAGAUUUAAAAUCCUAUUAAGUUACACAACAAAUUAGCACUGCCAUGUCUGCUGAACAAAUUCAGCUUCUGAUAAGCCAGGUCCGCCACAAAAAGAGGGAUGGUUCAUUAUAUUUGAUGAGUGAACGACUGGCUUGGUGUCCAGAGGGCAGAGAUCACUUUGAUGUCAGCCACUUGUAUUCUGAUAUUAAAUGUCAAAAAGUGAGCCCUGAAGGAAAAGCAAAGAUCCAGUUACAGAUUAUUCUUCUGAAUGAAUCUUCAUUUGUGUUUCAUUUUUCCAACACUAACACAGCAGAAGGUAAAAGUGACAGAGAGAAAGUGAAAACAUUACUUGCUCAAAUGCUACCUAAGUUUCGUCGUACAAUAGACAAGGAGUUGGAAGAAAAAAACAAGUUGCUGCAACAAGACAGCGAGCUGUUUCAAACUUAUAAAGAUCUUGUAGUGAGUGGAGUUAUUUCACCUGAGGAAUUCUGGAAUUCUCAUUCAUCUAAACUGUCAUCAUCGAAACAAAAUCUGAUCGCACAAAAAGUUGGCGUGUCUGCAGGAUUCCUCGCAGAAGUCCGUCCACAAUCAGAUGGUUGUAAUGGUCUUCGCUAUAACUUGACAUCUGAUACAAUACAUUCUAUAUUUUCCACUUACCCUGCGGUAAAACGAAAAUAUCUGGAAAACGUGCCGGACAAACUAACAGAGAAGGAUUUCUGGACAAUGUUUUUCCAAUCCCAUUAUUUUCACCGAGAUCGAACUGCGCAAAGCUCAAGCAAGGAUCUAUUUGCUGAUUGUGUCAAAAAAGAUGAACAAGAUAUUCUGUCUUUGUUGAGCUUGGGUGUUAAAGACAAGUUCAAUGACCUCACGUACUUGGAAGAUGGGGACAGUGCACAGGAUGAGGGUUAUGGAAACACGUUAAAUGAACCACUACCCGGUACUGCCAAGCCGUCAGCAUCGCAGAUCGCUCAUAAAAAUAUUAUAAAACGCUUCAAUCAUCAAAAUGCAAUGAUUCUCUCAACAAGUCUAAGACAAGAAAAAGAUGGAAAUGGUGUCACAGAAACAGAUGGUGAAGUCGUCAUCAAAAAGGCGCGCUUAAAAGAUGCAACCACAUAUUCUGAUCUUGAAUCUCCUCACAGCAGUAAUGAAGCAAUGUUAAAUAUACAGAAGAAUGAAAGGUACAAGCAUGGCCCAACUCUUGUCUGCCAAGCACAUCAAGAGUUAAACAAUGACAAUGUUCGGGAAGGCAUGAGAAUUAUUUCAUCGCAAUGUGAAAACUACAAGCCACGUCUUUCACAGGUACUUAAGCCAUCAAAUGCUGCUAACGCCCUGAAAGAACUUUCCUCUGGAAUGUCUUCCUCCUCCCAGACCUCCGAGAACGCAAUCCAACACAUCCUCUCACAAACACAACAGGAUGAACUGAAACAGCUAUAUGCUUCGUUAUCUGAACUCUUGCGUCACUUUUGGACGUGCUUCCCAGCUAACACAACAUUUUUACAGGAAAAAGUAAACCGAAUGUGCCACAGUAUUGAGACUUUUCAACAAACCAGGCUUCGAGUUUUUCAAGACCAGUUACGUAGAAGCAUGGUACAUGCUAACGUCACCGAGCACCUGGAUGACAUGAUCAGUGCAGCUUUUGCAAAGUUUAAUUCAUGGCAAUCUAAGAAGACACGCAGAUAGCAUUAACUCCAGAAUAAAUUGUAGGAAAUUUUUGCCCAUUGCCAAUACAGAAACCAUGACCUAUAAAA
This is a messenger RNA of Ciona intestinalis (vase tunicate), 1740 nucleotides long. RefSeq names its product general transcription factor IIH subunit 1-like. Gene Ontology annotation, cellular component: transcription factor TFIIH core complex. The record is from RefSeq and is a predicted model, not a curated record. Gene Ontology annotation, biological process: DNA-templated transcription; nucleotide-excision repair. Lineage: Eukaryota; Metazoa; Chordata; Ascidiacea; Phlebobranchia; Cionidae.